AUCAAAUCUCCUUUCCACCACAUCUGCCAUCCGCGCAAGAUCAAUUUAAUUUUCGGUUCUACAUUCAAGUGAACACCCAAGAGCCCUCGCACUCGAUCCCUUAGAAUAUCACAACAGAUUCUCGGCGCGACCAACACCAUCACAUUUCCUCUAUUAUUGCCUGCACACGUCACGGAACACCCCAAGAACAAUUCUUCUGCAGAGCGCAUCAUUUGUACAGAUCUCGCCCGCCCGCCCGUGGUCUCAGCCUCGCCGUUAAUACCUCACUCACUCCGAAGCGGCAUCCCUCUAGAAGCAUCAUCGAAGGACGCGCUGAGCUCAUAGCGAUACCUCGUCCAUCUCAAUCGCGCAACCGCACCUCUCCUACCGAACCGCACGAGUCUAUAAAAGCUACACACAAUGGGGGGCCAGAUCUCCAAGAUGAUGGGGAAGAUCUUUGGAUCCAAGGAAAUGCGAUUGUUGAUGUUGGGCUUGGAUGCUGCCGGAAAGACUACGAUUCUCUACAAAUUGAAGCUCAAUCAAGAUGUUACGACUAUUCCUACCGUGGGGUUCAACGUCGAGACGGUCACAUAUAAGAAUGUCAAGUUCAAUGUUUGGGAUGUGGGAGGACAGGAUAAGAUCAGACCGUUAUGGAGACAUUAUUUCAGUGGUAUGUUUCGAGUCUCCUUUUACGAGAUGUGGAAAGCCCAGGCGGUAUUUUGGAAGGAGACAGCAGAUGCGCUAGGGCGCGUUUGACAUGUGGAAAUACCGGGCAAGUGCUGACCUUUCAAUCACAGGUACCCAAGGAUUGAUAUUCGUCAUCGACUCGAGCGAUAAGGCGCGCAUAGAGGAGGCCAAAUCAGAAUUACACCGAAUUAUCAAUGAUAGAGAAAUGAAAGAGUCACUAUUACUUGUAUUCGCCAACAAACAAGACAUUCCCGGAGGUAUGUAUCCCCUGCACGCUCGUAUGAUGAGGCAGCUUCUGAUAAAAUGGCGCAGCAAUGAAACCACAAGAAGUCACGGAAGCACUAAAGCUCAAUUCACUGAAGGACAAGGUCUGGUUCGUAGUACCAAGUUGUGCCACUACAGGCGAAGGAUUAUUGGAAGGCUUGGUAAGAUUGUCAAGCUGAUUUCCUCAUUUUCUGAUAUUGAAAGCUGACUCCUAUUUCCCAUAAUAGGCAUGGCUUUCCAAUAACGUCAAAUCACCACCCGCAGGCACAGUCUCAAAGAAGUAGAUCAAUUGCAUGUUACCUCCACCCUCAACAACAUACACUCUACGUUUGUUCCAUGUCACAAUUACAAGGCCCAGAAGGAGUUGAAUCCUGGCUGCUGUAAAGUCAGUCAUACACCAGGAUUGUGGUUGCACUUUUGGCUACAGCUCACGGGGACCAUUUUACGGCCUCAUCCUUUUCCCGCGCCAUUUCCCAACUUCAUUGUCCACAACCACACCAACUUUCUACAAUCGUGCUUCCUACACAUAAUUCACAGCGCCACUUGUACAUUUAACUCACGCAGCGUCUCUGUUUAUUCUUGUUCUUCUAUGUUUUUCUCAUUUCUAUAGUUUUCUUGUGCGGUCCAUUCACGGCGGCGAUACCAACCUUUUUUUUUCUUUACUUCUUCACGUUGGGCAGGCAGGCAGGCAUCUGGAGGACGAUUCUUUACUUGAGGGGGAAUUCCGAGAGUUGAACGAGUCUAAGAGAAGGAUGGGAACAGCUCUUUUUGAUAUCAGAAAACUCAAUACAUGCCAUGCCUCCAAACCCAACUGGGAAAACUGCGCCGGGCACGCAAAUGGCGUUCUUCGCGGUCCUCUCUCUCUUGUUUUUGUGCUUCUGUAUGUACUGCCACUGGCGCCUGCGUUGUUGAUGGAUGGCU
Hymenoscyphus albidus is the source of this 1851-nucleotide messenger RNA. Lineage: Eukaryota; Fungi; Ascomycota; Leotiomycetes; Helotiales; Helotiaceae. The record is from the annotation of a GenBank genome assembly.